UCCUAGAACUGUUUCACAAUGCAAAGUUUGCUGAGUUGCGACAACCUCUAGGAUAGCAUCAGCUCGCUGCCUGCCAGCAGAGUGAGAUGGGACGGACGUCAAAGGAUAAACGGGAUGUCUACUACCAUCUGGCCAAGGAGAAUGGCUGGCGGGCCCGGAGUGCCUUCAAACUACUUCAACUGGAUUAGGAAUUCCAACUCUUCCAAGGUGUGAAACGAGCCGUUGACCUGUGUGCGGCCCCAGGCAGCUGGAGCCAGGUGCUGAGCCAGAAGGUUGGGGGCCCGAGUUCCGGUCAGGUGGUGGCUGUGGACUUGCAGGCUAUGGCUCCACUCGCAGGUGUGAUACAGAUACAGGGGGACAUCACUCAGCUUUCCACUGCCAAGGAGAUCAUCCAGCACUUUGAGGGCUGCCCUGCCGACCUAGUAGUGUGUGACGGGGCUCCUGAUGUCACUGGCCUCCAUGAUGUCGAUGAGUACAUGCAGGCCCAGCUUCUGCUAGCUGCUCUCAACAUUGCUACGCAUGUCUUGAAGCUAGGAGGCUGCUUUGUAGCCAAGAUAUUCCGAGGCCGGGAUGUAUCUCUUCUCUACAGCCAGCUUCCUGUCUUCUUCUCCAGUGUGUUCUGUGCCAAGCCCAAGAGCAGCCGGAACUCCAGCAUUGAGGCCUUUGCUGUUUGCCAGGGUUAUGACCCUCCUGAGGGCUUCAUUCCAGACCUGACCAGACCCCUGCUGGACCACUCGUACGAUUUCAACCAGCUGGAUGGUCCCACCCGUAUUAUUGUGCCCUUUGUGACCUGUGGGGACCUCAGCGCCUACGAUUCGGAUCGCAGUUACCCUCUGAAUCUAGAAGAUGGCUCCGAGUACAGAUAUACUCUGCCCACACAGCCCCCCAUCUCACCCCCAUACCAGGAGGCCUGCAAGUUGAAGAAGAAUGGACAGCUGGCCAAGGAGGACUUCCCCCAAGACUGCUCCAUCAACAGAAUAGACAAGCUGUCCCAGCCUCUGACUGUUCCUCAGUGUCUUGCUCUGCUAGCCCCCAAGGUGGAAGACAAUGAAAUGAAUUGUUCAUCUAAACACGUUAAGGAUUUGCAGUAAAACUCAAAGUAAUACAACUCAGAAGCUGCUGCCUGUCAGAAAAACCAGAAGCUGGCUUGAGGAGUUUGCUAGCCUAGAGUGGAGAUCUGCAACAACUCCAUGACAACAAAGAACCCGAGGAAGUCUGCAGAGCUGCAGUAGGAAUUUCUGGAGACUGUGAGCACACGCCUCUUCUUUCAGCCUCUCCUGGGGUGUCCUGAAUAGGUUCAGGAUUUCCUCUCCCCCGCAAAGUGGGGGUUCUUACCAUGGAUAACCAUCAGGGACCUCCACCAACUUGAUGGAGAACAGUGUUACACCUUCACUCUAACUGAAGUUCAGCUUUACUUAUUCCCAGUCAAUGAACAUUGGCAACCAAUCAAUGGUAAAAGCCCUACCUAUGCAAGUCCCUUCCCUUUUAUGGUACAGUUUACAGGCAUCUGAAAUACUGCUCGUAUUUCUCACUGCUUUGGAUAAUAGCAGAUUUUAUAAAUCAAUCCUAUAAUUAAACAUCCCGUCUAUUACUGCA
Peromyscus eremicus (cactus mouse) is the source of this 1596-nucleotide messenger RNA. Its product is annotated as putative tRNA (cytidine(32)/guanosine(34)-2'-O)-methyltransferase. Bases 321 to 1091 code for a protein of 256 amino acids. The record is from RefSeq and is a predicted model, not a curated record. Gene Ontology annotation, molecular function: tRNA methyltransferase activity. Gene Ontology annotation, cellular component: cytoplasm. Gene Ontology annotation, biological process: cytoplasmic translation; tRNA methylation. Lineage: Eukaryota; Metazoa; Chordata; Mammalia; Rodentia; Cricetidae. The transcript has a single exon.